AACCAUCGUGCUCUACUACCCAUUCGGUAAACACGUCGUCGUUGUUGAAAUUAAAAGUAAAGAAAUCUCUUGCUUAAAUGGACACAGAAGUGCAAAAGGUCUUGGAAAGGACAAAAGCUGCUGAGCAGGAAAUCAACCAUUUGGAAUCCGAACUGAAAGCAAUGCAACAGAAUAGUUCAAACGAUGAAAAUGAUCCAGCAAUAGAGGCUUUGAGGACAGAGAAUUCAAAGUUGAAGUAUCAAAGGAUGCAUCUACAGAGGGCGAUAAACGAACAGAGUAAAAACUCUGGCAAAAAUAUGACUAGUCUGAUAAAAAUAUUGAAAAACUUCUUUCAAGAGUCAUUAAACUCUAGCUAUCCUCAGCUAUCUCAUUGCACUGUAGAUGUAACACCAUCAACUAAAAUAACAUUUGGUGAUUACCAGUGUAAUAGUGCUAUGGCUCUCAGUGGGGAAAUGAAAAAGUUAGGAGCAAAAACAGCUCCAAGAGAGAUAGCACAGAAUCUUGUAGCUAAGCUUCCCCUAUCAAGCUCUGAAGUUAUUGAAAAAACUGAAAUUGCUGGACCUGGAUUUAUAAAUAUUCACUUGAAAAAUUCUUUUGUUUUAAGUGAAUUAACUGCUUUAAUUACUAAGGGUGUUCGACCACCCUACGUUGGUCCAACCAAGCGUGUUAUUGUCGAUAUGUCAUCACCAAAUAUCGCUAAGGAAAUGCACGUUGGUCAUCUCAGAUCAACUAUCAUUGGCGAUAGCAUUUCAAGGUUGUGCUCUUACGUUGGUCACGAUGUAUUAAAAUUGAAUCAUUUAGGCGAUUGGGGAACUCAAUUCGGAAUGCUUAUAACUCAUCUUAUUGAGAAAUUUCCGAACUAUAAAACUGAAAUGCCACCAAUUUCAGAUUUAAUGGAAUUUUACAGAGAAUCGAAAAAGCGCUUUGACAGUGAUGAAGAAUUUAAGAAGACUGCUUAUCAGAAUGUUGUACGCUUACAAGCUAAAGAGGAGGAUUAUUACAAAGCUUGGCUUCUAAUAUGUCAUGAAAGUUUUAAAGCUUUUAAUAAAAUUUACAAAUAUUUAGACGUGCAAAAUUUAGUAAAUAGAGGAGAAAGCUUUUAUCAAGAUCUUAUGAAAGAUACAGUAGAAAUGUUGGAUCGAAAUGGAGUAACAGAAAUAGACGAAGGACGUAAAAUUGCUUGGCCAACCGGAGAGAAAGGUCAGGGUGUUCCUCUAACUCUUGUUAAAUCGGAUGGAGGUUUUACCUAUGAUACAUCUGAUAUGGCUGCGCUCCGCCAUCGACUCUUCGAGGAGAAAGCAGAUUGGAUUCUGUAUUGUGUUGAUCAAGGCCAAAGCACUCAUUUCGAUGCCAUAUACCAAACCGCUCAAACUGCCGGAUGGUAUGAUCCAAAAGAGAAAAGAGUGGAACACGUUGGUUUCGGUCUGGUGCUGGGUGAUGAUAAGAAAAAAUUUAAAACUCGUUCUGGCGAUACAGUUCGACUACAAGAAUUAUUAGAUGAAGGCUUAAUGCGUUCCGAAAAGAAGCUGAAGGAAAACAAUCGAGAUUCGGUUCUAACUCCCGAGGAGUUCAAGGCAGCGAAGGAGGCAACGGCAUUCGGCUGUAUUAAAUAUGCCGAUUUAUCCCAUGUUCGAACUCACGAUUACGUUUUCAGCUUUGAUAGAAUGCUGGAUGAUAAAGGCAAUACGGCAAUUUAUCUAUUGUAUGCCUACACUCGUAUCCGAUCAAUCGUUAAGAAUACAAAUCUAUCAAAGGAAGAAAUUGAAAAGCUCGCAGCCAAUGCCACUGCCGAGAGUUUACCCAUUGACCAUCCGAGAGAAAUACGACUUGCAAAAUUUUUGCUUAAAUGGCCAGAAGUUAUAGAAACCGUAUACAAAACUCUAAUGGUGAAUUCAUUAUGCGAGUUUCUAUACGAAUUAGCUGGUGUUUUCACUGAAUUCUACGAAAAAUGCUACGUUGUUGAAAAAGACCGAACAACAGGAGAGAUCGUCAAGGUCAAUACACACCGUCUAUUGUUGUGCGAAGCGACAGCUAAUGUGAUGAGAGCCGGAUUUGACAUCCUCGGACUACAAGCUAUUGAUAAAAUGUAA
Dimorphilus gyrociliatus is the source of this 2090-nucleotide messenger RNA. Lineage: Eukaryota; Metazoa; Annelida; Polychaeta; Dinophilidae. The record is from the annotation of a GenBank genome assembly.